This is a messenger RNA of Tachysurus vachellii, 684 nucleotides long. Its product is annotated as butyrophilin-like protein 2. The record is from RefSeq and is a predicted model, not a curated record. NCBI's taxonomy places the organism in Eukaryota, Metazoa, Chordata, Actinopteri, Siluriformes, Bagridae. The coding region runs from base 250 to 669 and encodes 139 amino acids. The transcript is spliced from 4 exons.
AAUAGUUUUCGACUCUCAGACAGAGUCACUGCGCCAUUACACUUCCUGCUGUAACGGACUGAUACAGGAGGAAUAUAUGUGUAUAUGUAGACAGGGGACAUUUUAAACACGGUGUUUAAACCCUAAUGAGUUAAAUACCGAAUAUGUGGCGCUCUGAAAUGUGGAAACACUUCAGUUAAAGUAUCAGAUGUGUUUAUAUGAGGAACAGGAAAGGAUUUUGUUAGUCUGAAACUACAGAAAGAGAUAAAGAUGGCGACUGCAAGCAAUGAGCCUAAACUCAUUGGUCCCAGUAAUACAGAGCGGUAUAAUCGCUCUGCUGUCACUCUCUCAUGUCGUCUGUCUCCUGAAAUCAGUGCUGUUGACUUGGAGAUCCGGUGGUUUAAGGAGACAGACUGUGUUUGUGUUUAUAAGAACAGUAAGGUGACAGAGGGGAGAGGUUAUGAGGGCAGAGUGAGUCUGUUCACUCAGGAGCUGGAGAGAGGAAACGUCUCCUUACAGCUGAGAAACUGUACAGAGUCAGAUGAUGGAUAUUACCUCUGUCAGGUCACUGAUGGAGACAGAACAGAAGAGAUUACAGUAUUUAUGAAUAACACUAGCUGUCACGUGCGUGGGAUAAAAAUGGACCCAAAUGCAGGACAGCUUAACAAAAAACAGGAUUUAUUAACAUAAAAAACACGAAACAGG